Messenger RNA from Chara braunii, 6513 nucleotides. Lineage: Eukaryota; Viridiplantae; Streptophyta; Charophyceae; Charales; Characeae. The record is from the annotation of a GenBank genome assembly.
GCGUUCCAGUACACAAGGUGUGUGUGUGUGGUGUUGAGCUAGAAAAGCGUGAACUGCUCAGGGAAACUACUCGACGAGUUUGGAGCUGAUUGCUUGCUUGAUUGAUUGCUUGAUUGAUUGCUUGCUUGCUUGAUUGCUUGAUUGCUUGCUUGCUUGAUUGAUUAGUUGAUUAGUUGAUUAGUUGAUUGAUUGAUUGAUUGAUAAACUCGGGAGUUGUCGAUGGCGGCCGCAACGAUGGCGUUGUAUUCGACUUCCCCGCCUGGCGUGAUUCAGGGCCACUCGGGUAUGAUGAACAUGCGAACGAGCAUUCCUGGGGGAUCCGACGUGGACGGUAGUAUGCGGAAACCAGCCACUAGCAAUCAUGCGCCACCUCAGUGCUCUAAAGCUACUGCCACGUCAGCCGCCGCUAUCAGUGGCGGCUUGUCACACAUGUUCUCUCUCCCCUCAUCGACGUCCAAGCUGCAGCACCUUUCCUCCCAGUGUGCGAUGGCAAGUGGCGUGUGCGCGACGUCGUCCGACCAAGCGUGCGACCUCGGGUCAUCGUCUUCCUCCGACAUCUCGGGUCACGGACAUGGAGGAGGAGGAGGAGGAGGAGGUGGAGGUGGUAUUGGGAUGAUGAGCGGUGGCAGCACCAUGGGGGUUGCCGGGUGUUGCGUUGGAAGGGAUUUCGUCGGCGAUGGAUGCCGUGGCUCGGCGGCGGCGGCGGCUCCUUGCGCCUCCUCCGCUUCGUCGCCUUUCUCCUCCCCGAUGGCUUUCGCAAGGGAGCGGAGCCCUGUCUCCGUCCUCCUUGGUGUGGGCGGAAGCUGCAGCAGCAGCGCUAGCAGGAUUGGCAGCUACUCAUCUGCGGCGAGCUCGUUCGGCAGUCCGUCUUCCUCGUUGUCGGCGCUACAUAUUCAUACCGCCUCCGCGGGAGGCCCGGGGGGAGGGGGGUUUGGAUCCCUUCCUUCUUCGUUCGAUAACGGAGACCGUUUGUCGGACCGUUUAGCGUCGUCGCCGUGGAACUCCAGACGGAGCGGCCAUGGAGGGGCUGCGCCGGACCGAAGGUUGACGCCGCCCUCUCGCGCCACGGCCUUUGGCUUUCCCGCCGUAAAGGAUGGAGGGGGGGAUAAGUGGCUACACUGCGCGCCGAGUGGGUCUUUGGGAGGAGUAGGGGGAGAGAUGGUGGACAUUCACAUGAACGUUCAUAGCCUGAGAUUGUCUUCUUCUUCGUCGAGCUUCUGCUGCAGCGAUGGUGGCGGCGGAAGCUGCAGCAGCGGGUUUUCUUCGGCGGCGGCGGCGGCGGAAGCGUCGCCUCCGUUCUUCUCCUGCGCGUACGGAGGAGAUCCCGCCGAUCCAUCAUCGGCAACCCCGGCGCGCAGUGUGGCCGCGUCUGCGGUCCCGAGGUGGGGAGGCAGGGGAGUCGCGACUGCGGCUGUGACUGUCCCGACGCCAUCGCCGCUCCUCCGUCGGGACGACGCAGAUGCGGCUGCGGUCGCGACGCUCGAGCCGUCGGAAGUCGGGGUCGGAGUCGGAGUCGGAUUCGCUGGUGGGUGCUCCUCCCCCAGAUCGAUCCGGCUCGAUGACGUGUUGGGCUGGAAUUCUGCCACGUCAUCGUGCUCCUCCGCCGCCACCGUGGAAAGAAGGGAGUCGAGAUAUCACCGGGGAGAGUGCUUAACUCCGGCCAGCAACGGAAAUGCGACGGAACCAAGGAGAGUAGGUGUAGCAGGACGGGGUCCAAGAGUAGGAGCAGGCGGCGCUGGUUAUCUUCCACGUUCCUCCUCCCCCUCCUCCCCCCCCUCCUCCUCCCCUCCUCUCCUCGACAUGCGUACUCGGUCCGUGGAAGUUGCUCCUCCUCCCGCACCGACCGGUCGCAGUGGGCGCGUCUUGAAGGAGGAUGACACGUCAUCGCAGCUGAAUCGAGUGGUUGUACGGAGGCUUCUCCUCCGAGCGCAGUCCCGACACAAGCUUUUCUACGAUCCCCUCGUUAAGAGGGCCUUCAACGUCGCGGCAACUGCGCACGAGGGACAGAUGCGUCUGAACGGCGAUCCCUACUUAUCUCACUGCGUCGAGACAGCUAUCGUCCUCGCAGAGACGUGCAACGACAAGGUUCUCGUUGCCGCUGGCCUCCUCCAUGACACGCUCGACGAUUCAAUGAUGAAUGAACGCCAGCUGCAGGAGAUGUUCGGAUCGGAUAUCACCAACCUGGUCACAGGGGUUUCCAAAAUGAGUCAUAUCAGUCAGCUGGCGCGAGAGCGACAGGCUCCGCUGGGUGCGCGGGAGGCGGAGAGACUGAGGAACAUGUUCCUGGCUAUGGCUGACUACAGGGUGGUGUUGAUCAAAUUAGCGGACAGGCUGCACAACAUGCGGACGCUGGAAGUUCUUCCGCCGGCCAAGCGGCAGAGGCUUUCGGAAGAGACGUUGGAUAUCUUUGCGCCCUUGGCGAAUCGCUUGGGCGUCUGGAGCUGGAAGGCGGAGCUGGAAGAUCUCUGCUUCAUGUAUCUGCAGCCGGAAACGUAUAGGGAACUGGUAGCCAAGCUGAGAGAUUCGCACAGAGGAGAUUCUUUGAUGACUGCAAUGCGGCAGAUGGAUGAAGGACUCCGUGAAUCUGGGGUAGCGUACGAGGAUCUCUGUGGGCGGCCCAAGAACUUGUUCAGCAUUUGGACGAAGAUGAAAAACAAGGGGAGGGGCAUAGAUGAAAUAUUUGAUGUCCGGGGCCUGCGAUUGAUCGUUCAUAACGAAUCUGACUGCUAUGCUGCACUGGAAGUGGUUCGCGGUCUGUGGAAGGAAGUACCUGGGAGAUCCAAGGACUACAUCAAGAACCCGAAGGGCAACGGCUACCAGUCUUUGCACACGAUCGUGUCAAUAGAAGACGGCCGGCCUCUGGAGUUGCAGAUUCGGACAGUGGAUAUGCAUCAGCGCGCCGAGUUUGGAAUGGCUGCUCACUGGCGGUACAAGGAGGAGGUAGGGGAUAAUUAUCCUCUUCACGUGGCUCAGAAAGUACAAUGGGCAAGGUGCUUGCUGACGUGGAAGAAUGAGAUGGACAGGAAGCUGCGAUUGGCACCACAUGAAGGCGGUAGCGUGCGAAAACCGUGCCCCUUCCCUGAGCAUCUGAGCGAGUGCCCGUAUGGAAAGCUGGGUGCUCCUGGUAGCGAUGCAGAGAACAAUGAUGACCCACUCUUCAUCAUUAUGCUGGAGGGAGAUCUGAUGCAAGUCCAGGAGCUUCCAGGCGGUUCUACUGCGUCGGACUUGGUGAGCGAACGUGUUCUGGGUAUGUCGUCAGUCAUGGAUACGCCCCCGGGAGUGAUCCGACCGCUAGUCAAUCACUAUCUUGUGGAGGAUUUGUCGCAGAAGCUUCACACCGGUGACCUGGUCGAGUUUGUCGCGGAGCCAGAACUAGAGCCCACAUUGUCACCGAUUCUACCUCUUCACGGGAUCGCUCAGAGAGGUGCAGAGUCUGCCAAGGCUGCGGAGUUGGCGGUGGAAUUUGAGCGGCAACGUCUCUCACGGUGGUUUAGAGUUGCGAACGGGCCACAUCAGGUUGAGGGAAGGAGGAAAGGACGUUCGGGAUGACUGUACAUGGACAGCUGAGGGCAAAUUGGCUAAUGUGUACAUUUUCUUCAGAGGUGGAAGAUGAAGCGCAAGUCCCGAAGCUUUGUGACCACUACGUGUGCAUGCCGCCGCCCAAAGGGUUCGUGGCCGGAAACACGGCGGCGAUCUCCAAUCUCGGAAAGUCUCCACCCAGUUGGUGCACAGCAAGCCCAUCUUUUCCGGGCAAUGGUGGUUUUGCCUGAUACAUUGCGGUGCUCUACCAACCCCGCCUUGUUCCUUCGGAUCGGGGAUUACCUUUUACCUUGUCCUGUGGCGGUACACGGGAGAUGCACUGCAUGUGGUGGAGAGUUUAUGUUUAGGUCAUGUGAUCCAUCUGCCACCCAUUCCUCUCUGUAAAGGCAGGCCAUUCCACCAUCGUUUGCGCUCUCACCUCGUGGCCUGAGAUGAGCUAGAAUGGGUUCCCUCGCUGAGGUGCCGGUGAGCUGAUGCACAGUUCGAUCCGAUGCUGCAGUCCCAACGGAUGUGCAACUGGGAUUUUUUGGGUGCUCUGCGUUGGUAAUAUGUCCUCGAUCCUGGCGGCGCUGGAUUGGAAAGUAUGGUUGGGUCUUCUGUGGUAGAGGGUUGGCGAGGCCAGGACAAUGAUAUUCUCGAGGAGUCUCUUCUCAAGGAAGGUGGCGUUUGGUACCCUUCGUGAACUUGAUUGUCUGCAACUGCGGUAGGUGGGUGUUUCGGAGUGUUGAGAUGAGUGGUGGUUGUGCUGCGGAAGAUGCUCGAGGCAGUCGUUGCAUUGUGGCAGUGAUGGCACUGAUCUGUGAAGAAGAGCAUCUACUGAGACGCAGAGGAGGGAGUUGUUGUGGCUGUGCUGCUGUGGCAGAUAGUCAAGGCAUCUGGCAGUGAGGUGUCUAAGGAUCUUUGAAGAAGAGAGUCUGCAGGGAAGCAGAGGAGGGAGGUGUUAUGGCUCUACUGCUGGCAUGCCGGUCAGAGAAGAGAGGAGUUGUAUGCGGGCAUCUGAGGUAGAACAUCUCACCUGAAAUAGGUUGUGAGGAUGUGUGAGUCGUUGUGGUUGCCUUUGCUCAUCUGUUCAAGGGUUGAUUGGCAAAUGAAUCGCAUGGUGGUCCGUAUUGUGCAUUUUUUCUUCAGAAUUAUAGAGGGUAUGUUGCUUUAUUCCUGGUCUUGCCCGGGCUUUCGUCCCCGUCUUGUAUUAUAUAUAUGUGGUCGAUUCAUGGCAGUUUCAGUUGGAUUACGUCUUGGGUAGGCGGUGUCACUGGAGCUGCAAAUUGCCAUAUUAUCUUCAAUCUGCUAACUAAUUUCUUGAAAAAAAUUAACCCUGCAGCCUAGUAGUAGGUUAGGUUUGUACAGACUUUGGCUGAUGCGGGCAUGCCUCUGCAGUGUAGCCAAGGCCCACUACGGCAGGACUGAUGAAUGCCAUCAGGGCCCGCAUCUUUUCAUUCUUAUGGCCGGUUGUGAAUGCAUGUUUGUGGGGUUGGGAGGGGAUAUGUGUGCAGAGGCAGAGCUGAAGGGUGGUCGUUGAGUGUACCAAGGAGAGGGGGGGGAGAGAGAGAGAGAGAGAGAGAGAGAGAGAGAGAGAGAGACUGGGGUAUAUCCAGGAUUGUAGAUGUAUAAACUUGAGGAUUAUGUACAAGUGCGCGUAUGAUCGGCGUGCUACAAAUUCUUUUUGGCCAUCACGAGGAGGGGAGGUGCGCAGUUGGCAAUGAUGAUAACGGUGCUUUGACAGGUCACGGAACCUAGCAGAGGGACUUGACGGUGUGAGCACUGCUGUGGCACUGCUGCAGCACUCCUACCGUUGUGAGGACUGUAGCGGCUUCGCUCCUUUGUGGUAAAAAAUCUCUAGAGGAGGCAUCUUCGGUUUACCCUUUCAGGGCGUUUUGCCCCCUCGGUCCCAGAGCUUUGCUCUUCAUCGAUAGCCAUGCAGUUUUGGCGUUGAUGAGAAGCGGAGCUGAUCGGUCGGGCAUCUUGUCGUGCGCUUGUUCCGGACGUUGAAGUACUGGAGCUUUGCUCUACGUCGAUAGCCAUGCAGUUUGCAAUUGACGAGAGCUGAGCUGUUCGGCAUCUUCUUGUAUUUGUUCCCGAUGGAUGGCCGUAGAGUUGGUCCAGAUGUGAGGAAGGAUUGCUCUGAUCGUGUGGGUCUGUGUCUCGUGCGCUUCGUGCGAUCCUCUGCCAAGGUCGUGUACUGAUGGUCGUUGGAAAGCGGAAAGGCAGACAGACCUUCGAUGCCUUCGAUGCGCUGUUUGAUAUUGUUGUUGUGCCAUUUGCAGCUUUUCCGAUGGAACGCCUGUGGACUUACAGGCGUGGCAGAACACGGAAUGGUGCGGUAGCAACUGAUGAUCAGAAAGAAAGGUUCUGCCCUACGGUCUAGGGUUUUAUUGGUAGAAGAAUGCUCGAGUCUCCUGUCGAUUUUUGGACAUGAGAUUUGUUAUCCGUUGUUAUUGUUCUGCCAUUGCAGUGACCUGUUUUUUUUUGUUUUUUUGUUUUUUUUUGGCAGCGAAUUAUAAUUCACAGAGAUGCACGCACAGCGCAAUCAGGGCGUUCCUGGUCAGCUGUGCCACAACUGAUAUAUACCGACGUCCGGUUGGAAUAAGUGUGCACAUGUUGUAGAAGCACUGUGCCACAGCUGUACGGCGUGACAACAGAUGCGUAGUCUGUUGGGAGUUUAGUAGGCGAUUGGUGGGGAAGACGGUAGGAGGUGUGGUCGGAUGGGAAGGGAGAUCCCUAUCCUCCUCCUCUUGUACAGUUAUGGGUGAGGAGGAGAUUAGUUGGGCACUGCUCUGCCCAAAGAAUGAGGCUGUCAUCCGGCGGAUUAUACGAAGCCGUUCUGAGCCAUUUUCAUAUUGUGUGCGAUGCACCGAAAAUGACAUGAGCAUAUGAAACUCAGUAAUCCGUACUGUAUUGUAUAUAUGGGGAGCGAUGAUCGGAGAUCUGUGAAUGAACUACAUGCGUCCAUGUGAACAAAAAAGGGCCGAGUCG